This is a messenger RNA of Linum tenue, 1101 nucleotides long. Lineage: Eukaryota; Viridiplantae; Streptophyta; Magnoliopsida; Malpighiales; Linaceae. The record is from the annotation of a GenBank genome assembly.
GAGAUCAACAAUGGAGCCUUCAGAAUAUGUCAUCUCCUCCUGCAUGUAUUCAUGCUCCUUGGGCUCCACUUCCUCACCCUCAUCUUCCUCUUCUUCUUCUUCCUCUUCCACCACUAAACACACCAACGACAUUAAACCCCUCGAUCUUUUCCCCGCCAAUGCUGUGGCGCCGCCAUUGUCGUCUUCAGUAGGCGCCACGUCGUACGACGACGUGGACAACGCCACGGUGGCGUUACAGAUCGGCCUCCCCGACCAUAACCCGAAUCACGACAAGCUCGCGGUCCGUCCCACGAAGAAUGGCGGUCCAAAUGCUGACGUGUCCGCACAGUACUGGAUUCCGACCCACGAGCAGAUCCUCGUCGGCUUCACCCACUUCUCCUGCCAAGUCUGCUUCAAAACGUUCAACCGUUACAACAAUCUCCAGAUGCACAUGUGGGGCCACGGGUCGCAGUACAGGAAAGGUCCGGAGUCGCUGAAGGGGACGCAGCCGGCGCGGGUGAUGCUGGGGGUCCCGUGCUACUGCUGCUCCCCGGGGUGCAAGAACAACGUCGAGCACCCGCGGGCGAAGCCGCUGAAGGACUUCAGGACGCUGCAGACGCACUACAAGCGGAAGCACGGGGUGAAGCCGUUCGUGUGCAGGAAGUGCGGGAAGCUGCUGGCGGUGAAAGGGGACUGGCGGACCCACGAGAAGAACUGCGGGAAGCGGUGGCUGUGCGUCUGCGGCUCCGACUUCAAGCACAAGAGGUCGCUCAAGGAUCACGUCAGGGCAUUUGGUUCGGGACACGGGGCCUUCGUUUCGUCGGCGUCGGCGUCGGCGUCUUGUAAUGGGUCGCUUGAGAGCGGGGUGGUGCUGGAUCGGAUGAUGGUGCAUGAUGAGAUGAUUGCUUCUUCUUCUUCUGAUGUUUGAUUGUUAUGUUUAUGUACGUAGGGCAAGUGCUUGAGGACUAGAUAGAUGGGAUAAUGUAGUAGCAAAUUUGUGCGUUGAGUAGCCAAUUUCAUGUGAACCAAUAUGUGUGUGCUUGUGCUAUAUGUGAACCUAAAUGGCACGUACUUUUAAUUCACAUGCUUAAUUAAUUAAUUAACUAUCUAGAGUGCAAAAGA